This is a messenger RNA of Hansenula anomala, 2160 nucleotides long. It is a transcript of the gene MIF2, whose product is annotated as Mif2p. The transcript has a single exon. Gene Ontology annotation, biological process: spindle attachment to meiosis I kinetochore; attachment of mitotic spindle microtubules to kinetochore; kinetochore assembly. Lineage: Eukaryota; Fungi; Ascomycota; Saccharomycetes; Phaffomycetales; Wickerhamomycetaceae. The record is from RefSeq and is a predicted model, not a curated record. Gene Ontology annotation, molecular function: centromeric DNA binding. Bases 1 to 2160 code for a protein of 719 amino acids. Gene Ontology annotation, cellular component: kinetochore.
AUGGAUUUCUCAGAGAUAGGUGUCAAAUCCAGAAAGACAGGGUUGAAGGCUAGAGAAAAUGUUCGAAGAGAUGAACACAACAUGGAAGAUCUUGAUGACUUUUUCAGAGAAGAACAAACAACUCUGGUCAAUGAAACUUCAAAUACAAAUACAAAACCUCCAAAUGGUCGUAUAAUAUUCCCUCCUUCAAAUGAUGAUGACAUUUUACGAUCUCCAACUUCAAACCAUAGAAUAAGGAAUUCACCUUUAUUAUCACCACUUCCCUCACAUUCUCAACAACGAACUUCAUCAUCACAUUCAAGAAGUCUUACAAUAAAUAAUGACCGAAAUGACAAUGACGAAGAUGAUGAUAGUGAACAAUUUGAUGAUGCUAAUGAAAACCCUCCUCCUUUUAAUGAAGAUAAUAAUAAUAAUAAUGAUGAUGAUUCAGAUGAUAAUAUGGAAAUUGAUGAUGAAUCAAGAGGUAACAUUAAAAUGGUGAAUGACAACAACAACAAUGAUAUGUCACUAGACCUUUCGUUUAAUGAAGAUACAGAAAGAGUUUAUGCAAAUCAACAAGGCCCAGGAAGUAGUAGGAGAGAUUCACGUACACCAACAAAUACACCAAAAAGAACCCCAUUGUUCGUACCAGAAGAUGAAGAUGAUGAAGUUAAUGAAUCAAUAAUACCCAAUGACUCAAAAUCAUUUUUUCAAAGACAAAAAGAAUUGGAAAGAAAUACUACAGUACGGUCAUCUGCUAAAAAACCAAGUCGAAAUACUGCACCUGCUUCAAGAACUCAAACUCCAACUAGACUAAAACCAACAUCAUCAUUAAAAUCACCAAGAGAAGUUUCAAAACCUCGUCCUCCACCUCCAUCAUCAAAAUCAAUUGCAUCAUUAUCCAAAAAAAUGGCUUUAAAUAAAAAGAAGGAGUCUCAAAAACCAAGAACUCCACCAAGACCAAGAUCAAAAUCCAGAUCGUCAAGUGAUUAUGAAUUUAAUGAAGAUAGUGGGAAAGAAGUUGAAAGUGAAGAAGAUGAUAAUACUAGAUCAAGAAGAGAUCAGUCUCCAGAUGUUAGUGAUUCUCAAUCAGAUCCUUCAAUGCCAACAUUAGGUGAUGAUGAUGAUGAUGACGAUGAUAGUGAAGCUGAAUAUAUCAAAAAUAGAGCAAGAAAACUGGGGAAAAAAGUUGAAGUUAGUGAUGAAGAAGAUUCAGAUGAUGUCUUUGAUGAUGAACGUGGUCGUAGUCGUGACCGUCCUGAUGGUAGAGUUAACAAGUUUAAACGUGGGGUACUGGAUUCACUUUCACCUUCAAAUGAACAUGUUAUUGAUGUUAAAAGAUUGAGAAAAGAACAAGAAUCAAGAUCUGCUUCAAGAAAACCUGAAGAACAUCAACCAACAAGAAGAUCUUCAAGAGUUAGAAUCCCACCAUUAGCAUUUUGGAGAAAUGAAAGAGCUGUUUAUGAAAAAGGUAAAGGUGAUAAAGUUCCAACUUUGAAAAAAAUCAUCACUGUUGAUGAAAAACCUGAACCUAUUAGAUCAAGAAUGCCUUCAAGAGCAAGUUCAACAAGAAGAAAUAAUAAUACUAGAUCAAGACCAACAUCAAGACAACCUUCUAAAACAAGAACUACUCCAAAAUCUUCUACUAAUGAUAUGACUGAUAUUUUUGAAGAAGAUGAAAAUGACGAUGAAGAAGAAGAUGAAGAUGAACAAGCAGUUUCAAAUGGUGAAUUUAGAGGUUCUGAAUGGUUUCAACAAAAAUUCCUUAAGAUUGAUACUUUUGAAGGUCAUGGUUCAGAUGUUAAAAAUGAUAGAUUAGUUGCAUGGGCACCAGGUGCAGAAAGUUUUAGUAAUGAAGUUAGAUCAGCAACUGAUAAUUUUAAAUUGGCAAUUUUGUUUGAUAAAAAUAAAGAUUUCAUUGCAACUGGUAUGAUGUUAAUUCCACCAGGUGGUGUUAAAAGUUUGAAAAGUACAGAUACAACUUAUUUUGUAUUUUAUUGUAUUUCAGGAAUUAUUGAAGUUACUUUAUCUGGCUCUGUUUUUUUAAUUAAAAAAGGUUGUUCUUUAGAAGUUCCAAUGGGGAAUUUUUACCAAUUUGUUAAUAAAGGUAAAAAAGAUGCAACUUUAUUCUUUGUUCAAACAAGAGGUCAAGCUGAUGAAGAAUGGGAUGAUGGUGAUUAA